CCACAGAUUGUCUAAUUAGAUUAAGCAAGGCUUUCCUCAGAUAAUCAUUUAGCCGGCUCCUGUGUUUUUUCCUGCAACGGGCUUCUGCUGGUGACGACGCGCUUCUUUGAAGGUCAAACUCAUACACUUGUCAUCCGGAUACUAUUUGGAGGAGACGGCGGCGGUCUACAGGUGUACCACAGGCACCGGGGGCGGCGGGUUAUGGGCUGUUUCUGGACGCGUGGGUGUCAGACUGCUCAGAGUGACCGGAACGCUGCUAAUACCUGCUGCUGCUGAGAGGAGGCGAUGGGGGAAGUUUCUACACUGUGUCCCAAUCAGUCUAUAUCUGCACCUGACGUCAAUCACUGAGUCUGCGUUUGUCCUGGAGGCCGCCGUGUAGUGACCUAGAGGAAGACAUGGCCAACAACUCUUUUCGUGGUUCCAAGCAUGGCCGCCGGGCCGAGGCAAACCACGAGCCAGAGUUCAGCUGCUCUCUGACGGAGCUGCGGGCCUUGAUGGAGCUGAGAGGGCCCGAGGCCCAGACCAAGAUCCAGGAGUGUUACGGUGACGUGAACGGACUUUGUUCAAGACUAAGAACGUCUCCAACGGACGGUUUGGAUGGAACGUUAGACGACCUUACCAGGAGAAGGCUGGAGUUUGGCCAGAAUGUGAUCCCGCCAAAAAGACCUAAAACCUUCCUACAGUUAGUGUGGGAGGCGCUGCAGGACAUCACGCUCAUCAUCCUGGAAGUGGCCGCCAUCAUUUCUCUAGGGCUUUCUUUCUACAGGCCACCAGAUGCUGACAGGCAGAAUUGCGGUCGAGCUGCCCGGGGAGUGCAGGACGACAGUGAGUCUGAGGCCGGAUGGAUAGAGGGAGCCGCCAUCCUGCUGUCAGUGGUCUGUGUUGUUCUGGUAACUGCCUUUAAUGACUGGAGCAAAGAGAAGCAGUUCCGUGGCCUCCAGAGUCGCAUCGAGCAGGAGCAGAAGUUCACCGUAGUGAGAGGCGGUCAGGUGACCCAAAUCAAAGUUUCGGAGAUGGUUGUUGGAGAUAUAGCCCAAGUCAAAUAUGGCGACCUCCUUCCUGCUGAUGGGAUCCUAAUUCAGGGAAACGACCUGAAGAUAGAUGAGAGUUCUCUGACCGGGGAGUCAGAUCAUGUCAAGAAGAACCUGGACAAAGAUCCCAUGUUGCUUUCAGGGACGCAUGUGAUGGAGGGCUCAGGGAAGAUGCUGGUCACUGCAGUGGGUUUGAACUCUCAGACUGGAAUCAUCUUCUCGCUACUUGGCGCCAGUGAAGAAGGAGAAGGUGAUGAGGACAAGGCAGAAAAGGACAAGAAGAAGAAAGAGAAAGAAAAGAAGAAAGAAGAGAGGAAAAAGAAAGAGAAGAAGGACAAGAAAAGCAAGUGUAAAAAGGAUGACAAAGAAAAGAAAGGCACGAAAAAGGAUGGGGGUCCUUUGGAAAUGCAGCCACUCAAUGAGGGUGGAGAGCCUGAGAAGAAAGCCAACAUGCGUAAAAAAGAAAAGUCCGUACUGCAGGGGAAACUCACCAAGCUCGCCGUACAAAUUGGAAAAGCAGGUCUGUUCAUGUCUGCUCUCACCGUCCUCAUCCUCAUCACACGGUUCUUGAUCGACACCUUCUGGAUUCAGGCAGUCGUCUGGACCAAUGAGUGUCUUCCCAUCUAUAUCCAGUUCCUGGUCAAUUUCUUCAUCAUUGGUGUCACUGUGCUGGUAGUGGCUGUGCCUGAAGGCCUCCCACUGGCCGUCACUAUCUCUCUGGCCUAUUCAGUCAAGAAAAUGAUGAAGGACAACAACCUUGUCCGUCAUCUGGACGCAUGUGAGACGAUGGGCAACGCUACAGCCAUCUGCUCUGACAAGACUGGAACCCUGACGAUGAACCGCAUGACGGUGGUGCAGACCUACAUUGCUGGACGCUACCACAAAAGAGUCCCAGAGGCAGACCAGAUUCCUGCCAAGAUCAUGGACCUGCUCAUCCGAGGGAUAGGAGUCAACUGCGCCUACACCACGAAGAUCAUGCCUCCAGAGAAAGAGGGCGGGCUUCCUCGCCAGGUCGGAAACAAGACAGAAUGUGCCUUACUUGGACUCACCCUGGAGCUGAGACGGGAUUACCAGACCAUCAGAAAUGAAAUUCCAGAGGAGAGUCUCUUCAAAGUGUACACCUUCAAUUCUGUCAGGAAGUCAAUGAGCACCGUGCUGAGGAACCCAGAUGGCAGCUAUUGCAUGUUCACUAAGGGAGCCUCCGAGAUUCUGCUGAGGAAGUGCUGCAAGAUCCUCACUGGCAGCGGCGAGGCCAAAGCCUUCAGACCUAGAGACAGAGAUGAGCUGGUGAAGAAGGUGAUAGAGCCGAUGGCCUCGGAGGGUCUGAGAACAAUCUGCCUUGCCUACAGGGACUUUCCCAAUAACGAAGAGCCUGACUGGGAUAAUGAGACCCUCAUUCUGACGGGUCUAACCUGCAUUGCAGUGGUUGGCAUUGAAGAUCCAGUUCGACCUGAGGUGCCGGAAGCUAUUCGGAAGUGCCAGCGUGCAGGAAUCACCGUUCGCAUGGUGACAGGAGACAACAUCAACACAGCCAGAGCCAUCGCCACCAAAUGUGGAAUCCUGCACCCUGGAGACGACUUUUUGUGUUUGGAAGGCAAAGAGUUCAACCGACGAAUCCGAAACCAGCUGGGAGAGAUUGAGCAGGAACGCAUUGACAAGAUAUGGCCGAAGUUGCGAGUCCUUGCGAGGUCCUCACCGACCGACAAACACACGCUUGUUAAAGGGAUCAUCGACAGCACGGUGCUGGAGCAGAGGCAGGUCGUCGCUGUCACGGGAGAUGGUACCAAUGACGGACCCGCCCUGAAGAAAGCAGAUGUUGGCUUUGCCAUGGGCAUUGCAGGAACAGACGUGGCAAAAGAGGCCUCUGACAUCAUCUUGACAGACGAUAACUUCACCAGCAUAGUGAAGGCUGUCAUGUGGGGCAGAAAUGUUUACGACAGCAUCUCCAAGUUCCUACAGUUCCAGCUGACGGUGAACGUGGUUGCUGUAAUUGUUGCGUUCACCGGAGCGUGCAUCACUCAGGACUCUCCUCUCAAAGCGGUGCAGAUGUUGUGGGUCAACCUCAUCAUGGACACGUUUGCAUCUUUGGCACUUGCGACUGAGCCACCCACCGAAUCACUGCUGCUCAGGAACCCGUAUGGACGAAACAAACCGCUCAUCUCACGCACCAUGAUGAAGAACAUCCUGGGACACGCCGUCUACCAGCUGACUAUCAUCUUCACUUUGCUGUUUGUGGGUGAGAAGAUUUUCGACAUUGACUGCGGCAGGAACGCCCCACUCCAUUCUCCUCCCUCGGAACAUUACACCAUCGUGUUCAACACCUUUGUGCUGAUGCAGCUGUUCAAUGAGUUAAAUGCUCGUAAGAUCCACGGCGAGAGAAACGUCUUCGAGGGAAUGUUCAACAACCCCAUCUUUUGCUCCAUCGUCUUGGGAACCUUUGUCAUCCAGAUUCUCAUCGUACAGUUUGGAGGCAAACCCUUCAGCUGCGUGAGUUUGAACAUCGAGCAGUGGCUGUGGUGCGUCCUAAUGGGAAUGGGAAGCCUCUUGUGGGGACAGCUUGUGUCCAGUAUUCCCACCAGCUGGCUGAAGUUCUUAAAGACAGCAGGUCACGGAACCAAGCAAGAGGAGAUCCCCGAGGAGGAACUGGAGGAGAUGAAGGACCUGGAUGAGAUUGACCACGCUGAGAUGGAACUGAGGAGGGGACAGGUUCUCUGGUGCCGCGGACUCAACCGAAUCCAGACUCAGAUCCGUGUGGUGAAUGCCUUCAGGGACAGUGUCUCACCCUACCCAGGUCUGGAGACACCAGAGUCGCGCAGCUCCAUUCACAACUUUAUGACGCAUCCUGAAUUUCGCAUUGAGGACUCAGAGACCCAGAUCCCUCUGAUAGAUGAGGUGGAGGGCGAAGAUGAAGCCCCCACCAAACGAAACUCCAUCAUCAUCCCUUCUCCUCUGAAUGCAUUGCCACCACUGCAGUCCGUACCUGCCCUGAACAACUUAGACCGCGUGAAUAAAGAUGCAUCCCGACCCAGUUUGGUUCCUCCCAACUCUGCAAGUUUACCCGCAUGUCCGGGAAGCCCUCUGCACAGCCUGGAAACCUCACUCUGAUGCCCCCCACCCUGUGUGGAUGUGAAGCCAGCCUGGAAGGCUGCUUUAAAGAGAACCAAAGACUAUUUUAAAUCUGAACUGAUGGGUUCUUUUCCGACCCAACAACGAUAUCAACUUAAGUGAAUCUUUUCUGCCACGCUUCUCGAUAGAUAUGAACUUUUGAAUUUGUAGAGUAGGGUUUGUCUAUCUCUGUGUGUAACGACUGUUUCUGACCUGUAAAUAUUCACUUUGAUGUUUGGACGUUAGUCAAAAAUGGUGAUGUGUCUUUUUCUGUUCAGUUUAUCAUGUUACAAAUCAGAUCAGUAAGUCAAGUGAGUGUGUCUGUGUUUGUGGAAAGAAUGUGCUUAGUGUUAUUUAUUAUAGGGUUUUGUAAGGAAACGUACGUUUUAAUUUCCUGUUGUUUAAAAGGGAGAUGGGAACAAACUGUUCAAUGUAAAUAUUGAAAUUGUUUUUUUUUUCCUGCAGCUUCUAAUAAAAAUAAAAUUGUUAUAUAUGUUA
Messenger RNA from Synchiropus splendidus (mandarinfish), 4634 nucleotides. Its product is annotated as plasma membrane calcium-transporting ATPase 1-like. The coding region runs from base 396 to 4136 and encodes 1246 amino acids. Gene Ontology annotation, biological process: regulation of cytosolic calcium ion concentration; calcium ion transmembrane transport. The transcript is spliced from 21 exons. Gene Ontology annotation, molecular function: ATP hydrolysis activity; ATP binding; PDZ domain binding. Gene Ontology annotation, cellular component: intracellular membrane-bounded organelle; membrane. The record is from RefSeq and is a predicted model, not a curated record. NCBI's taxonomy places the organism in Eukaryota, Metazoa, Chordata, Actinopteri, Syngnathiformes, Callionymidae.